UGACCGAAAUGACACCUCAAACCCGGCGAUGUGGAAUCAGCUGCCAGAAGAUACAUUUGGGUGGUCGAAGGUGGUUGAAAACAAAACAUUGACUCAGAGAAAAACAUUGUGCCGAAAACAACUAGAAUAAUGGCCGUAUUCAAUUCUGUGGAGUUUCAUACUUUCGGCAGUGCUGUCAGCAUCCCAUUCCCAUUGAUAGUGAACGUAAUCAUAUCCGUUGGUGCAUUCUAUGUAGGACAAAAGUUGAUUCCAAAGAUGAAGACAAUGUUUAUCAAUGCUAAUCUUUCGGGCAUUGAUAUGAAUAAGAGCUCUAAGCCGAGGAUACCGGAAGCGUUUGGAGUCGUGACCGGCUGUAUAUUUUUGAUCUCGCUUUUCUUAUUCAUCCCUAUCCCGUUUGUGAGGGAUUUCUCAUUGAAUAGCCAAGGAGAGUUUCCACAUAAUAAGUUUGUAGAAUUCAUUGCUGCAAUGCUUUCGAUAUGCUGUAUGAUUCUGCUAGGAUUUGCCGAUGAUGUGCUUAAUCUACGGUGGCGUGACAAACUGUAUCUUCCCACCGUUGCAUCCCUGCCGCUGUUGAUGGUUUACUAUACAAAUUUCAAUUCGACCACGAUAAUCAUGCCACGAUUUGUCGCAUCAUUUGUUGGCACUUCGCUGAAUAUUGGCAUUCUGUAUUACAUCUAUAUGGGCAUGCUGGCGGUAUUCUGCACCAACGCUAUCAACAUACUGGCCGGCAUAAAUGGUCUUGAGGUGUGCCAAUCGCUCGUGAUCGCUGGAUCGAUCAUUAUUUUCAAUCUGAUUGAAAUAUUCUCCGGCCACUGCAAGGAGGCGUACGAGUUUUCGCUUUAUAUAAUGUUCCCAUAUGUGGGUGCUACGCUGGCUCUGUGGAAAUAUAAUCGAUAUCCAUCUCAGGUGUUCGUUGGGGACACGUUCAACUAUUUGUCGGGGAUGACUUUCGCCGUCGUCGGUAUCCUGGGUCAUUUCAGUAAAACGGUUUUACUGUUUUUCAUCCCCCAGAUCAUCAACUUUCUCUACUCAGUGCCACAGCUGUUUCGAUUCAUCCCAUGUCCGCGGCAUCGUCUCCCGAAAUACGACCCCAGUACGGGUUUGUUGAACUUCAGCCGGACACAAUUUCGGACAAGUGAACUCAAUAUCCUAGGAAAGUUUUGCUAUUAUUUAUUUAGACACGCGCGAAUUAUCAAAUGCGAGGAGACCGAAGAUGGCAUUGUGACGUGUAAUAAUUUCACCAUCAUUAAUUUUGCGAUUUUGUUCACCGGCCCAAUAAGGGAAGACAAGCUGAAUAAUGUGCUGAUAAUUUUUCAGCUUGUUUGCUCGAUAUUUGCAUUCGCAAUCAGAUAUCCUUUGGCGCAUUAUUUCUAUGAAACAAUCAAUUGAUAAUAGAUAAUAAUUGAUAAGUCAAAGGCGAGAAAAUUGCUAUAGAAACCAAAGCAUUAAUUUUGAAGAGAACUGGGUAAUUAUGAAAAGCGAAAAUUAAAUAAAAAGAG
This is a messenger RNA of Toxorhynchites rutilus septentrionalis, 1499 nucleotides long. It is a transcript of the gene Alg7, whose product is annotated as UDP-N-acetylglucosamine--dolichyl-phosphate N-acetylglucosaminephosphotransferase. The record is from RefSeq and is a predicted model, not a curated record. Gene Ontology annotation, biological process: dolichol-linked oligosaccharide biosynthetic process; protein N-linked glycosylation. Gene Ontology annotation, molecular function: UDP-N-acetylglucosamine-dolichyl-phosphate N-acetylglucosaminephosphotransferase activity. Gene Ontology annotation, cellular component: membrane. The transcript is spliced from 4 exons. NCBI's taxonomy places the organism in Eukaryota, Metazoa, Arthropoda, Insecta, Diptera, Culicidae. The coding region runs from base 130 to 1389 and encodes 419 amino acids.